UGUGUGUUUAGACUAGAAUAACACACAAGUGAAGAAGACAACAAAGAAAUAGCUUUAGACAUUACAACUAUCCCCUUCUUUACGCAUGCGCAGGCCAUGAAGGGUGUCCAGAACUUGUUCCUGGUGUCCCUGGCUUGCAGUGACGUCACGGUGGGAACCUUGGUGAUGCCGUUCAAACUGGCCAAUGAGCUGAUGGGUUACUGGUACUUCGGCCAGACAUGGUGCGACAUCUACCUGGCGCUAGACGUGUUCGCCUGCACAGCCAGCAUCUUCAACCUGUGCGCCAUCAGCAUCGACCGCUACUGGGCCAUCACCAAGCCGAUCAAGUACCUGAGCAUGCGCACUCGGCGCCGGGUGGGCAUCAUGAUCGCCAUCGUGUGGAUGUCGUCAGCGCUGGUGUGUCUCCCACCGCUGUUCGGCUGGAAGAGCGGGGACGACAGUGGUGACGAACAAGAGGCCAGCGAAACCCCAGGGUGCCAACUGAACAGCUCUCCGGGAUACGUGGUGUUCUCCUCGGUGUCGUCCUUCUACAUUCCGCUAGGGGUCCUCAUCUUCGUCUACACCAGCAUCAUUCGCGCCGUCAGGAAGAGAUUCAAAUUCCGCAACAAGAACGCCGUGGGCCAGUGUCCCAGUAACACAAGUAAGGCCAAAGAUGACGGCCCGGGGCCAUCCAAGUGGAAACCACAGCCGCCGUCUGACAGCGAGGAUUCGAUAGCGUGGGCCAACAGGAUGUACGUCAGUAACGUCUCCAGCGACCUGAGUGACACCCUCCAGCGCCCGGAGAAAGAACUACAGGUCUUGGAGGCCUUGCAGCCACUGAAGUCCCCGGGAUUUUCACCUAGGGGGCCUUACUUCGACGGCAAGAUGGUGGUCCUGCCCACCAAGACGACCCCCAUUGUUGACAACGUGUCUGUGAUGGUGACGAACAACUCCAGAUCCGCCGAUGCUCUCACCCGCCUUCCCGAGGUCGAGGUGGUACAGCCGAGAACCGACCCCAAGUUCCCACGCUCUGACGUCGUCGCCCUUAACCCCAUCAACAAGGACGCGGGACAGCAGGUUCCCGGCCCCAGCGGUGUCAAGUUACAUCUCUUCCAAGCCAAGCGCUCUAAGGACUCCGGGAACGAGACCGAGGACCAGAAAAUGGACAAGAGCUCGCGCCUGCGCAGAAGGAAGGUCCGGGAAAAGUUGCGCGCGGCGCAGCAGAAGGAGAGAAAGUCGCUGUCCAUCAUCUUCUGCGUCGUGAGCGUCUUCCUCAUCUGUUGGCUGCCGUUCUUCGUCUGCUACCUGGUGGUGACCCUGUGCGAGUCGUGCUGGGUCCCGCCGCCCUUGUUCAUGUUCGUGGAGUGGAUGGGGUACGGCAACAGCGCGCUCAAUCCGGUCAUAUACGCCCUCUUCAACAAGGAGUUCCGCGACGGUGUCAAGAUGCUAUUUCGCAGAAAUAACUACAGCAUCCCAUUGGCCAACACUUGAACCAUAGAGCAGAUCAGCGGCACCUUUGAUCUGUUACUGACGUCAUACGUAAGGUCACGUGCAUCGCAGCAGCCAGCACUUGAACCCAAACAGAACUGCGGCACAUUGACUUUAUUCAGAUCCACAUUUAGCACGAUAUACAUGUAUAUUGUAGCUAUUCUUCCUGUGGUCUUUUCAACAGCUUAACGAGACAACAACUAGACACACAGGAACAAAAUCACCUUUGAUCUGUUACUGACGUCACACGUGAGUAAGGUCAGGUGAGGUAGGAGUCAUUAUUUUUCACUUCUGACGAGGGGUGGAAAAUGCACCAGUAGAACGAUUAAUGUUCAUGUAUGAGGCUCUGAGUGAUCAGCCUGGCUGGUGAUGUGCCUGUAUUUAUUGAUAACUAGUGGCAAAGUCAACUGUCACAAAAAAAUGAGCAUUGCUUAACCCUUGUUCAGCAUGAUACCUCACUCACAAUGUGUUAUCAGGCUAGGCAUGUACAGGAUGGGUUGUUUUGUGGUUACAACGGAAUUCAUCUGUUGGACGUUUCGUCAAUUUUGCAACAAAAAUUCGAUAGUCAGUUGUAUACGAUUGUU
This is a messenger RNA of Branchiostoma floridae (Florida lancelet), 2051 nucleotides long. RefSeq names its product alpha-2A adrenergic receptor-like. Gene Ontology annotation, molecular function: G protein-coupled receptor activity. Gene Ontology annotation, cellular component: membrane. Gene Ontology annotation, biological process: adenylate cyclase-activating adrenergic receptor signaling pathway. The record is from RefSeq and is a predicted model, not a curated record. Bases 97 to 1470 code for a protein of 457 amino acids. The transcript is spliced from 7 exons. Lineage: Eukaryota; Metazoa; Chordata; Leptocardii; Amphioxiformes; Branchiostomatidae.